Phasianus colchicus (ring-necked pheasant) is the source of this 405-nucleotide messenger RNA. The record is from RefSeq and is a predicted model, not a curated record. Lineage: Eukaryota; Metazoa; Chordata; Aves; Galliformes; Phasianidae.
CCCACAACCGCCCCCGACCCCACAGCCCCCCUGCAGUCCCUCCUUUACGACGGCCGCUCGCUGCGGUUCCUCAACCAGCGGCUGCUGCCGUCGGAGCUCCGUUACCAGACGGUGGCGGACGCGGACGGAGCCGCCGCCGCCAUCGGCGCCAUGGAGGUGCGGGGAGCUCCGGCCAUCGCCCUGCUGGGCUGCCUGGCCGUGGCCCUGGAAUUAAAAGGCGGCCGGGGGCCUCGGGGCGACCCGGAGGCGUUGCUGGAGUUCGUGAUGGGGAGGAUGGAGGUGGUGCGCAGCGCCAGGCCCACCGCCGUCAACGUGGGGAGAGAAAUGGAGAGGCUGAGGAAGGAGAUGGAGGCGUGGAUGGACGGAGAGCGGCGAGGGGGGGAGGGGGGGCUGAGGGCCAGGUAA